Hylaeus volcanicus is the source of this 1950-nucleotide messenger RNA. RefSeq names its product band 7 protein AGAP004871-like. The record is from RefSeq and is a predicted model, not a curated record. Gene Ontology annotation, cellular component: plasma membrane. NCBI's taxonomy places the organism in Eukaryota, Metazoa, Arthropoda, Insecta, Hymenoptera, Colletidae. Bases 630 to 1625 code for a protein of 331 amino acids. The transcript has 7 exons.
CGUGGCCAGUUUGGCUCGUCUUGGUGGUCGGACUAACCUAUUCGUCGCGGUAAUCGGAUUAGUUCUUCGAACAAAAACGAGCUCCUGUUUCUCUCUGUGUGUUCAAUCGAGACGUAAACCUUAAUAAAUAUUUGUGAACGUAGGAGACUCUAAGAUGUCUCUCAAACUUGAAACUUCUCGCUAGUAAAUUUAAUUUAAAAGAGACACAAGCAUCGUCAAGAAGAAGUCCAUCCAUUUAUAAUACAUUGUUUAUUUUAUUAUUCUUCUUGGUAAGGGAAGUAUUCCUUCCUCUUCAUUCCGUGAGAAAUAAAACGGCACAGUUUUCUCGGUGCGCGCAGUGAACAGCGCAGUUAAAGUGUCCAAGAGUCGUGUUGACCGCCUAGUUCCUCCGGAGGUACACCCAGAGCUCUUUCCUUUUAUCUCAAUGAGACUUUCAGUCGUUCUAUCGGGGAUCUCGCUAAAGAUAAAGUUAAAGAUUGUCCCAGCGAAGUAGCUCGAUCAAUUAAAGAGCAAGAAGUCCUCCGUACGGGUUCUCCAACGUUUGACACGGUCUCUUCGUUGCUGUCAUACGGAAGACGACACCAGCGAACGAAGAUCGAACGAGUCGGAGGAGCACGGUAUCGCGCGGCAUGGUACACUACGGAUGCGCGAAAACCGACAGCGGUGGAGUCGAGUGCUUCGUCGAGUUCAAGGAAUCCAGGGUGGCCAGCUCCCAGAUGCCGAGGGAUCACAAGGUGGGCGCGAUGACGAAGCUGGUGGAGGUCCUCGCUACCAUCGGGUCCGUUCUGUUGGUGCUUGUCACGUUUCCGUUCUCUUUGUGCUUCACGUUCAAGGUCGUGCAGGAGUACGAGAGGGCUGUGGUCUUCAGGAUGGGACGCUUGAAGGAGGGAGCUUAUGGACCAGGAACGUUCUUCGUGAUGCCCUGCGUGGACAGUUGCGUCCGUGUGGAUUUGAGGACGGUAUCCUUCGACGUCCCUCCCCAGGAAGUCCUCACCAAGGACUCCGUGACAGUGAGCGUCGAUGCGGUGGUCUACUACCGCAUAAAGGAGCCCCUGAACGCCGUCGUCAAGAUAGCAAAUUACAGUCACUCGACUCGACUGCUGGCUGCCAGCACGCUGAGAACAGUCCUCGGGACGAGGAGUUUGGCCGAGAUCCUGUCAGAGCGGGAGAACAUCUCGCACACCAUGCAGACGUCUUUGGACGAGGCCACGGAUCCUUGGGGUGUUAAGGUUGAACGCGUCGAAAUAAAGGACGUUCGACUUCCGGUGCAGCUGCAACGAGCCAUGGCCACGGAGGCGGAAGCUACACGGGAGGCACGAGCAAAAGUGAUUGCGGCGGAAGGAGAGAUGUUGGCUUCCCGUGCUCUGAAAGAGGCCAGCGACGUCAUUUCCAUGAGUCCAGCAGCCCUUCAGCAGCUUAGAUACCUGCAGACGCUGAGCAACAUAUCCGCGGAGAAGAACUCGACCAUCAUCUUUCCGCUGCCUGUGGAACUGCUAACGCCGUUCCUCAACGGCGGUUUCCGGGGGAACGUCAAUCAGAACGCGGAGCAGGGGGACGCAAAGUCGGUUAAAGUUCAGUGCGACGUUCACUCGAACCUCGACAAUCUUCGGGUGAUGACACAGUAAGAUCAGAAUCGCUAUACUUUCGUGGCUUUCGCAAAUUUGUCAACGUUACUUUCAAGACUUUCCUACCUGAUGUUACAAAUCUAAUUCACAGUGCCAUGCAGAUCAAUAGGAUAUGCAACUUUGGGAAUUUACACUGUAAUAAAACAGACUUUUUCGAUUAUUUCAUUGUCUCCCACUAGCAAUUUCAAGUUGUUACUUUUGGGCCAAUAUGUAGCGUCCAACUGUGACAACCCUGUAACCUUCAUAAAUUUGUACAAUACAGUCAGGACUUAUCCAGCCUUUACUGUAAUAGGUCUCCCCGUCUAUAAAUAAAUAAUUUCGUUAA